Molecule: messenger RNA, 1649 nt
Organism: Anopheles coustani
Lineage: Eukaryota; Metazoa; Arthropoda; Insecta; Diptera; Culicidae
Gene: Rpn10
Product: 26S proteasome non-ATPase regulatory subunit 4
Exons: 2
Coding region: 210-1463 (417 amino acids)
Biological process (GO): proteasome-mediated ubiquitin-dependent protein catabolic process
Cellular component (GO): proteasome regulatory particle, base subcomplex; nucleus; cytosol
Molecular function (GO): polyubiquitin modification-dependent protein binding
Source: RefSeq, a predicted model, not a curated record
GUCAUGUCGGUCGGACAUUACUAAGCAUUUUGUGAUUGAAUACACGAUUUGCUGUUCCUCAUCAUUGUGUCGCGAAAACGCUGGAGAAAAUUCUCAUUAAAGUAAGAUAAAUUGAUAAAACACAGUGUGUUGGGAUUGAGGGAACAACAACAAAGCAAGCUUAAGAAAAACAGCGACGAAACACCAGAUUCAUACAAAAAAGCAACAAGAUGGUGCUGGAAAGUACGAUGGUUUGCUUCGAUAACAGCGAUUACCAGCGCAAUGGUGAUUACUUUCCUACUCGUCUGAACGCACAGAAGGAUGGCGUCAAUCUGGUGUGCCUGUCGAAGGUUCGCUCGAAUCCGGAGAACAACGUCGGUCUGAUGACGCUCGCGAACACGACGGAGGUGCUGGCAACGCUGACCAGCGACGUUGGCCGUAUCCUGUCGAAGCUUCAUCUGGUUAAUCCGAAUGGAAACAUUAACUUGAUGACUGGGCUGCGCAUCGCUCACCUGGUGCUUAAGCAUCGCCAGGGCAAGAACCACAAGAUGCGUAUUGUCGUGUUCGUCGGGUCACCGGUGGUGCACGACGAGGGCGAACUGGUGAAGCUGGCGAAGAAGCUGAAAAAGGAGAAGGUAAACGUGGACAUUGUGAGCUUUGGCGACCACCAGAAGAACAAUGACACGUUCACGGCGUUCAUUAACGUAUUGAAUGGCAAGGAUGGCACCGGAUCGCAUCUGGUUUGUGUGCCGCGCGGAUCGGUCUUCUCGGAGGCGCUCAUCUCGUCGCCAAUCAUCCAAGGGGAGGAUGGUACCGGUGGGGCCGGUCUUGGCGGGGCAGGUUUCGAGUUUGGCGUUGAUCCGAACGAAGAUCCCGAGCUGGCGCUGGCUUUGCGUGUUUCUAUGGAGGAGCAACGCUUACGCCAGGAAGAAGAGCAGCGCCGCGCAACGGCAAACAGUGCCGCCGAGGGAACUGGUGCAGCCGAGACAGCGACCGGAACGGCCGGCGAGUCGGCAGCAGCUGGUACAACGGCAACGCCGUCAUCAUCGUCGUUCUCCAGAGCGGUACGUAAUAUCUCUGCCGAACCACACUCAGAGGAGGCGAUGCUGGAGCGCGCGCUGGCUUUGUCGACGGGCGAAAUCAUACCGACGGACGAUUCCAUGCCGGACUUUGCCAACAUGACCGAGGAGGAGCAAAUUGCGUUCGCCAUGCAGAUGUCGAUGCAGGACGCUCAAGAGCCCAUCUCGCAGCCGGCCAAGCGACAGAAGCAGGAGGAUGACACGCCGAUGGAGGUGGAUGAGGAGGAUAUUGAAGUCGUUCCCAUCUCACCGGCGUACUUGAUGAGCGUGCUGGAGAAUCUGCCCGGUGUCGAUCCGCAGUCGGAAGCCGUCCGGAAUGCGGUCGGAUCGUUGAACAAAGACAACAAAAAUGCAAAGAAGCAACCGCCCUCGGAUAAGGAUAAUGAUGGCGAGAGCAAAAAGUAGAGAGGGCUUCUGAUUUGUUUUUUGUUUGCUUCUUCGCAUCCAUUUGAUGAACGACUAAAUUAAUCAAUAAGAUUUAUCCGUACCAUAAGAAUGGAAUCCUUACCUAGAAAUCGCUUGUAACCCUGUUUGUGGAUGCAAAAAUGUCUUGUAAUACAAUUGUACUGAGGUAACCGAAAACACAAGCCU